CAAAGCAUAGCUAGUCCUUCCCUAUCCAGACUACAAAACUUUCCUUUUGUAUACUUCUAAUGCCAUAGAUUUUUUCUUGUCUCCUUAAUAGCCGUACUACUUAUCCUUUCAACUCCAAGUAUGGCAGCAGCUCUUCUCGGUACAUAUUUAUUCAUCUUUGCUUCCAUCUCUGCAACCUUUGCUUAUGAUCCUGACACGCUUCAAGAUCUAUGCGUGGCCGAUAAAUCUUCAGGUGUUAAAGUGAAUGGGUUUCCGUGCAAGGCUGAGGCAAAUAUUUCAGAAGCUGAUUUCUUCUUUGACGGUAUAGCUAAGCCAGGUGUUGUCAACAGUUCAGUGGGAUCUCUUGUUACACUCGCCAAUGUUGAGAAAAUUCCGGGCUUGAACACUCUAGGGGUGUCGCUGGCCCGCAUUGACUAUGCUCCUGAUGGUCUGAACCCACCGCACACCCACCCACGCGCAACUGAAGUUAUCUUUGUGCUCGAAGGGGAAUUGGACGUAGGAAUCCUCACCACCGCCAACAAGCUGAUCUCGAAAACUGUAAAGAAAGGAGAAAUCUUUGUAUUCCCAAGAAGUCUGGUUCACUUCCAGAAGAACAAUGGCGACAAGGCAGCCUCAGUGAUUUCAGCAUUCAAUAGUCAAUUGCCUGGAACCCAAUCCAUUGCCAUGACAUUGUUUGCAGCAACUCCAGCAGUGCCAGACAAUGUCUUGACUAAAGCUUUCCAAGUCGGUACCAAGGAAAUUGAGAAGAUCAAAUCCAAGCUUGCCCCCAAGAAGUCCUGAUUUUGCUUCUUUAAACCAAUAAAUUUUCCCAUCCAGUAGUAUUGAAUUAAUGUAAGCCGAUGCAGGUAAUUAUCUCCUAUAUGUUUCUUUAUCAACUCAAUAAUGGAAUUGAAUGUAUACGGAUAUUAAUGUGUAA
Molecule: messenger RNA, 916 nt
Organism: Hevea brasiliensis (rubber tree)
Lineage: Eukaryota; Viridiplantae; Streptophyta; Magnoliopsida; Malpighiales; Euphorbiaceae
Product: germin-like protein subfamily 2 member 4
Exons: 2
Coding region: 121-780 (219 amino acids)
Biological process (GO): plasmodesmata-mediated intercellular transport; regulation of root development
Cellular component (GO): cell wall; plasmodesma
Molecular function (GO): manganese ion binding
Source: RefSeq, a predicted model, not a curated record